This is a messenger RNA of Alosa sapidissima (American shad), 2008 nucleotides long. Its product is annotated as protein FAM81A-like. The transcript has 7 exons. The record is from RefSeq and is a predicted model, not a curated record. The coding region runs from base 1355 to 2008 and encodes 217 amino acids. Lineage: Eukaryota; Metazoa; Chordata; Actinopteri; Clupeiformes; Clupeidae.
UUCUAAACUUUCCCCUAUUGGGAUUCUUCGGGGCUUUUUUUCCCUUACUCAGGACAUAUUGAGGAUUCAAAAUCAGUUAAGUUUGCUUGUGUUGCAAUUUGUUCAACCCUUUCUCCUAAAAUGACUGGACUGAAUGAAAGGGGGUUCAUUUGCAUAGCCUAGCCUACAGUGUAUUUCGUUACUAAGGUGACAGCGUCAUCUUUUGCCAUUGAGGAUACCAGUAGCCUCAAGACAGAAUAUCAGAUGUCGAGCAUAGGUGGAAACUGCUGUUAAUCCAUGCCUUUUGCAGUGGUCGGACGGCAAACGUUUUCCCCAGGUAUAGGCUAUGCGGUAUUAUCGAAUUUCUGCUUCGGAGAAUUUACGAACAUAUUUGUUUUGCUAAGUCUACUGUUGCAUUGAUGCUUUUAAAAAGUUAAGCUGUAGUAUUUUUUCCCCCACAAAGCUAAGGGAAGUUGUUUGCGUGCGGGGCUGUCUGCCGCUGUUGCUCACCUGCCACCCAAGCUACCCGAGAUGCUGCGACCGCGCCUUCCUACUCUACCGAGACAUGACAAGAGAACUCGCCAAAGUGAGAGACAGUCAGAGCUCCCCGAGGGUGAUGAUAUGGCCCCCAAUCCGUGCAAGGUCAGCGCUAUCAGCAAGGCUGAAGGUCAGGACCAGAUCCGUCUCCUACUUGACGAACACAUCCGUGCAGUUUCGGCGCUUAUUCACCGACUCAACAAGGAUAUUCAGGUAGCUUAGGCUACUAUGGUAAUUGAAUCCAGGGAACACCCGUUUGUGCUAUAGAGAGGUUUUCCUGUGUGUGUGGGUGUAUAAACUGUAUUGAGGUGUGUUUGUAUAAACUGUAUUAAGAUAUGUGUGUGUACAGGGUGUCCAGCAGCAGAUGCAGGCUCAGGAUGAGGUGACCUACAGGACCCAAGCCAGCGUCCGUAAAAUGGAGGUGCAGCAGCUGGUGGUCCUGAGUGACCUCAGAGCCAGAGUGGGGAGGUCAGAGGUCAACAUUAUCUUCAGAGACUUCCUUCUCUGAUACUUCCACUUCCUGCUCUCCCCACCAUCUGUUCCUUUGCCUUCUCACACAGGGAGUCAAGCAGAAGGCCGAUCUGUGGUGCCUGACACACUCUGUUAGUGGGGAAUUUGAGUGGCAGAACCUUUGUUUUAAAAACAAGAUUUUAAAUGUAGGCCUACAACUAUCAGAUCCAGUCCAGUUCAGCUUGCAGUGCAGUGUAGGAAUAAGAGAGGACUUCCCUGCAACCAGUCACUAUUCUCUGUGUAUGCGUAUGCUCAAAGAAGAACCUGAGCGCAUCAUUAGAGUCCUGAUCAUCCCAGCGAUAAAACGGCUGAUCUCACUACAGGUCUAAUGAGGUGUGACGACAGCAUUACCAGGCUGGCUGCUGAUUUCCGCAGCACCAACGAGAGAAUUUACAAGAUGAUACGACAGCAUCACGGCUCCCAAACACUCAUGGAGUCCAAGCUCAGAGAUUUGGAAGCACAGGUCCGUUUGCAAUGCAGCAAAGCAGUGCGAGGACGCGCCCUAGAGCACACCAGCACACCAUCAAGCAACACACUGGACACAAAACUAACAGCCGCAGGGCAGAGCGGUCUGAGGGAGCAGGAGUGUGUGCUCAGGGAUGCCGUGGAGAAGAUCGCCAAGCUGUGUCAGUCCAUCAAAAACAAAACUAGUAGCGAUGAGAAGGCCAUGGUGGAGAGAUGUGUCCAGCUGUCGGACAGGCUGACCAGACUGGAGAUUUCCCAGAGGAGGCGGGCCCCGCCACACCCCGACUGCAGCCUGGAGGAGUUGAUUGACAGCCGCAUCAGCAAACUGCAGAAGCAACUCUGGGAGGAGCUGCAGGAAAUGAAAGCAGAGACCAACAAUGGAUUUGCCAUCGUCCAUGACAGCCUGGGGUCUCUGAGGAAGGUCCUGGAGGCCAAGAUGAAGAUGGAGAGAGAUCGGCUCCUGAGGCGUCUUAGGGUGAAGGAGGAGAGAUCGGCUCCUGAGGCUGUUUUAUGGUGA